ACCAGCAGGUUCGACAAGAUACUGGAAUAUAAAUAUGAGAGAGAGUAACUUCUCUAAUCCACAGCAGAAUAGAGCAUCUUGUGUUGUAUCUACUUCUUUCUUUGAUCGUAAAGCUUUAGAUACACGAGAUCCGGUAGCAUUGAUAAAUUCACUCACAAAUUUACAAUAUCUUACCUCCGUUUCUCAAAAAGUAAGAGAUAUCGUCGCACUCGACGGUGGCAUCGAGCGCUUAGUAAGGAUAAUGAAGUGGGCGAUGUCUAUUCUAUUAGUCCCAGGCGCUAGCGCAAGCCCGACGCCUUUCCUUUUACCUGCAGAUCGCGGUUCUCAGCCGCUCCAGGGCGUGUAUGACAGGCAGAUUCUUUACAUCUGGACAUUGGCAUUUCAAUGUUGUGUCAACAUCGGUGUAAGAGGUUCUGAAGAGCUUCGUACUAAAGUUGUACAAGCUGGUGUACUCGAUGUGGCUGGUGCGAUAUUAGGCACUUGGAAAGCCUCGAUGGACAGAUAUCGCCUUAAAAAGAUAAAGGAAUAUCAUUUACAUACAAUUAGUCUGAGAGCUUGGCUCAAUGACCAGCAUAACCGCAAAGUAUCGAAAUCAACUCAGCCAACAAAUCGUUCAGUCACACCUGAAUCGAGCUUAUUAGCUGAUGAUGAACAAAUAAAUGGACUCAAUGAAGUUCCUCAAGUCUCCCCAAUGCCACCAGCCGUACCAAAUAGUACACCUAAUUUUACAGAACAGAACAACGAUCAAGUAGAACCAUCAACAUCAGCGCAAACUGAAGCAUCAGUCUCGAGGUCAUCAAGUGUGGUUCAGUCGGAGGAUGAUGCUGAGGAACAGCAACCUGAAACCAGCUCUUACGUAAGAGCAAGAUCCGGAACAGUUGUGCCAUCUAGUCAAAGUCAACAACUGCAAUCAAAUCCACAAUUGACUCCAGCAAAUACACCUCAAGCACCUGUAAUUCAACAGCAAACGCCACAGCAACCGCAAUUAACACAACCAGUACAAUCACCAAAUUCAUCUCCAAUUACACGCAGACCAAUCGAGCAUAUAGAAUACUUCAGACCAGAAGAGAAUACGAUAUACCGCGAAGAGGACGUUUUAUUAGCCUUACAAUUAUUAGCAUACAUUUCUAAAUACCCACACAUAAGAGAAGGUUUCCAAGCUCCUUCUAGAGCAUGGCAAGUAGGCAGACCAUCAUUCGAUCCUGAGGAGAAUCCUAUGGAUAGACUAGCUUAUAGGGAUUAUUACAAGAGAAACCUCUUCUACGUAGUUGAAUCAUUCACUUACGAGGGUCAUAUUGAUGAUCCUACUUCAAUCUAUUUGCCCUCAGAAAUAAGAUACUGGGCGGGUGUUACGAUGAGGAAUGCUUGCAGAAAGCAUGAAAGUUUCAACGGUAUAAGACAAUGUGCAAAUGUUGCAUGCGGUAAGUGGGAGUCAUCGCCCAAGGAAUUUGCGAAAUGUAGAAUAUGUAGAAAAGCAAAAUAUUGCAGUAAAGAAUGUCAAUCUAGAGCUUGGAGAGUUGGGCAUCGCUUUUGGUGCCAAACACGUUCUGAUAUGGCAAACGAAAGCGAAAAUUUCGUACCUACAUACCUAGCAAGAGAUGAUAAUCAACAAACUCCAAUUAUCAGACCAGAACCUCAAGCGCCCGCACAACAAAUUCCUCAACCAGGAUCCCCAUUAGCGACGAUUAAUCAAAUCAAUAGAGAUUUCGAUAAUUGGACGAACGUAAAUCAAGAACCAGAUACAACUGCAAACAUAUUCGAAGAUGAAUUUACUAGAAGGUUCACCGGUAUUGAACAAACACCUAAUCCACAAAACCAUUUUCAACUACCUCCAUUGAGAUUCAAUGAUGAUGUAGGUGUUGGUAAUGCUACCUUGGCUACUGCUGAGCAGACGCCUUCACCACCUCAACAACCUGUUUCACCAGGGCUGACAGCCUCAAUUUCAGAAGGUGCAGAAGAACGGGAGAGACGUCAUCAAACACAGGAUUACCUUCCACGUACGAGAUCAGCAUUAUCUGAAGUUUUAACAGUUUCUUCAGAGGAUCAUGAAAUGCAAGUCGAUUAAAUAGCAUCGUGCAUAUCCACCAAUUUUUGCAUCAAUUUUUGUUUUUACAUGUGUUUCGAUAAAACUCUUAAA
Messenger RNA from Wallemia mellicola CBS 633.66, 2137 nucleotides. RefSeq lists its product as hypothetical. Gene Ontology annotation, cellular component: MUB1-RAD6-UBR2 ubiquitin ligase complex. The transcript is spliced from 4 exons. The record is from RefSeq and is a predicted model, not a curated record. Gene Ontology annotation, biological process: establishment or maintenance of cell polarity; ubiquitin-dependent protein catabolic process. NCBI's taxonomy places the organism in Eukaryota, Fungi, Basidiomycota, Wallemiomycetes, Wallemiales, Wallemiaceae. The coding region runs from base 35 to 2065 and encodes 676 amino acids.